Cucumis sativus (cucumber) is the source of this 1804-nucleotide messenger RNA. RefSeq lists its product as uncharacterized. The record is from RefSeq and is a predicted model, not a curated record. Lineage: Eukaryota; Viridiplantae; Streptophyta; Magnoliopsida; Cucurbitales; Cucurbitaceae. The transcript has a single exon. Bases 1242 to 1535 code for a protein of 97 amino acids.
UAAGAAAAAGAAAACAAAAAGAAUUGAGAUGUAAAUGAAUGAAUUUACUCAUAAUUCUCCACAUUUCUUUUCUUCUACGUUAUAAAUUCUAAAACGCUUUCUCCUCCUUCCGCCUUAAUUUACUCUGCUUACCAUUUUCAGACACCCACUUUUUCUCCUUUUUCUUAUUCUUAAUGUUAUUUGAGUUCCCAUAGUUUCAAAACUAAACUGCUUGAUUUCCAGAUCUUACUAAUCAACAGGUCGAUGAAAAUAUUGAGAAAUUAAAAUGUUUUCUUUUUUCUUUCUAUUUUCCCCCAACUUCACAUUAUGUGAAAGUCACAGAGUUAUCAUUUUUGGAAAAGCAAAAAUGAAUGAAUCACCAAUAUAAGCUCAACAAUAACUGUGUGGUUCAAAUUGCAUCAUGGGAAAAAUUUUAGUAUUAAUGGAAUUUUCUAUAUUAUCUUCACAUCUAUUGUUUGUCACGUGAUAAAAGUUUCGGGUUCAUUGAGACAAAAAUAGAGUUACUCCAACAAGUUGUGAAAUCUAGAGAGUUAUACACAUGGUGCUUAUUACGAAAGAGUUCGUGUGACGUAAAUUUGACGUUGUGGAAUCCACGAAGUCUUCGAGACAAAUGAGUGAAAUUCGUAACUCCACGCUUCCCAACUCCUUGUACCUGGUCAAGCCUUCUUAGGAAUAUAUCAUUUAAUGACAUGUGAAGUAGAAGGAAUAUGUACUAACCGUAGUACUAAUAAAUUUGGCUAGGUAGUCCGGUUUUUGGUUCAGCAGGCUCACAUUCAAUACGUGAAGGAUUCCCAUGCCAUGCCGUACCCCACAACCUUAAUUCCUUCUUUUGUGUCCACCUAUGCCUAAGUGGCUAACUGCAACUCCCAACUUUUUCUGUCAAAACAAAACAAAACUGACCUUAAUUUCCACAUACUCUUCCACAAAAAGCCCCACUUUGAAUCUCAAUACGCAACUCCCUUCUCAAUCAUUCCCCCUCGAUUCUUCAUUUCAAAAUUACUUUACGAAAGCAUCAGCCUAUUACUAACCUUCCAAACAUAACCAACCAUUAAUUAAUGGCCAUUUCUCUGCACAAAACCAGCAUAGUCUGCUACUUCUUUUCUUUUCCUAUUCUUUUACCACCUAUAAAUAUGCUUGCAUUCCAUUCACACCCUCUUGCCUCUUGAGUCUUAACUUACAAAACAAAAACACUUUCCUUCUCCUGUUUCUCUCUGUUUCUUUUCUUUGACAGAGACCCAGCCAUGGAUUUAAGAGGGCUGCUUCAUUCAGUAAGUUAUCUUCUUGGGAACCCAAAUGAGGCCCAUGCCUAUGGUGAAGAGAGAAGUUCAAAAGGGAAAAAGGGUUAUGAAGAAUUAUGCAAUUCUGGGUUUCAAAUGCCUCUUCAUUACCCUCGCUACAAGAAGUCGGAUUAUCAGAAGAUGGAGGAGUGGAAGCUGGAUCUCCUUCUCAAAGAAUAUGGCUUGAGUUUUGAAGGCAGUUUGGAGGAGAAGAGGGCCUUUGCAAUGGGUGCAUUUUUAUGGCCUGAUCAGAAUUGAUAUGCUCUUUUAUCUCCCUCUCUUUCAAAAUAAAGGUUUGAAUUCGACUGUCAUCUGCUGUCAUCUUCAUUUCCAGAGAGAGUUCUAUCCGUUAAGCUCAGCCCUGUACUUGGAACAAACUAAUGGUGUUGGUGCCUGUGAAAACAUAGUCUGUAUCAGUUUAAUAGAAUGUGAUCUCCAUACUACUGUAUAAUAAGAGUAAAUCUUCCUUGCUUCCUUGUCUCUUUUUUUCCUGUAAUGAAGAUGGGUGAAAAUUGAUUUUAUUGCAA